ACUGCGGGGUAGGAAGUGAACGACGAGAACAACGAACAAAGUGAAGAGCAGGAAGGUUGGAGAGGUGGAGAGGUGAUGACCAGAAGGCAUCCAGACUGAGACGCAAGGCUGAAGAUGAUGGCCAACGGCGCACGGCUGGCGGCUGCGCAUGCUUCCAUGUGGCGAGGCAGAGCCGCGCUGAGCUGGGCAGUGCUGUCUCGAGCACAUCAGCGCUUCCCCGCCAGUUACGCAAGCAGAUUCUCCUCUGCAACCGCAUUGCUCUUGUUGCCGUCAUGCCGCCGUUCUCGAGAGCGACAGAGCUUGUUCGCGAUCUUACGCCCGCACCUGGAGCGCCACAGGAUGGUGUUUUGCCCAGCCAGCCUUCGAUCGCUCUUAGCGACGUACCACGCAUGAAAACAUUUCUGAUGGACGACUUGUUCUCUCAAGACCUUGAGGCGAUGGCGCCUCGCUUGUGGAUCAUGACCACCCCAUCCAGCGAGAACAUCAAUGCUUUGCAUCGACAACGGGUCAAGGGCCGCGAAAUCAUAGUCACAGAAGAGCCUCGGCUACACCUUGUAUGGAUACACAACCGCAUCUUCAUCAAGCCCCUUCCACGGUACCUUCUAUCGUACGCGUUCUGGGAAGGCUUUUUGGACGAGCCUUCAGACCGGCUAGGUGAGGGCAGAAGCAGCAUUCGCAAGGCUGCGGCUGGCUUCCUGCGCACAUACCGCCACUUGAUCCGACACGAGACAGACUUCAACAUCGCUCAGCACGAGCACCUCAGCCUCAUUCCCAAGGACGUGGACUGGCCGUCCUUUUGUCGCUUCACAUCAGAGCUCAGCAGCAUAGACGACUCUGCUGUGUCGAGGAGGUACUGCUUUGGCGAGCUGAGGCUGACGCGGCUCAACCUCUACGCUCCGCUGCUGCUUCGCAAGUUCCACUUCGAGCAGGUGCAUGGACAGUAUGGCGACUUCUUCGCGCGACUGUACGGGCCCAUCCUUUUCGUGUUUGCUCUGGUCUCUACGAUUCUGAGCUCUAUGCAAGUUGCGCUUGCGGUCGAGCAGUUGGUCGCGGUGCAAUGGGUUUCGAUUUGGUAUGUGUCUCGUUGGUUCAGCGUGCUCAGUCUGAUGGGGAGUGCUGUUGUUGCUGGCUGGUUUGCAGUUCUUUGGCUGUGGAUGGUAUUGGACGAGUGGGUAUAUACUGCAAGACAGAAACUGGAGAAGCGGCAUAACGGUGUGGUUGACCCAAAGUGCUGAAUCAUUACUGGAGACAAGGGCAGUGUCUUGCAAGAUCUAGGGAGUUCGAGGUGUGGAGCAAAUAGGUGAGAAUGGUGUCUCAAUAAGUGUCCCUUUCGACCGUCAGACAGCAAGCAAUGAUUGCAUGUACAGUUCGAAGCAAUAUUCAGCAUAAAAAGCAUUUUGUUAUGCCUCCUGCUAGACGC
Macroventuria anomochaeta is the source of this 1420-nucleotide messenger RNA. RefSeq lists its product as uncharacterized. The coding region runs from base 273 to 1235 and encodes 320 amino acids. NCBI's taxonomy places the organism in Eukaryota, Fungi, Ascomycota, Dothideomycetes, Pleosporales, Didymellaceae. The record is from RefSeq and is a predicted model, not a curated record. The transcript has a single exon.